AUGGUCUACCUCAAGAACCGGAAGCGGUGUGAAUUCUUCGAAUGUACGAGGCAGCCGACGUACGGCCAGGACGGCCAGCGGGCAAGGUACUGCUCGUCCCAUAAGGAGGAGGGCAUGAUCGACGUCAAGAACUGCCGGUGUAAGCACCCGGGCUGCACUCGGCAGCCCAACUACGGCCACGAGGGCGGCCGCGCGAAGUACUGCUCGUCUCACAAGCUGGCCAAGAUGGUGAACGUCGUCAGCCGGCGGUGCGAGUUCCCGGCCUGCAAACGGCAGCCCAUCUACGGGUUCGAGGGCGAAAAGGCCACGUUCUGCCCGACCCACCGGAUGGACGCGAUGUCGGACGUGGUGAACCGGCACUGCGAGUACACGGGCUGCACGAAGACGCCGAGCUACGGCUACGUCGGGGAGCGCGCCCAGUUCUGCUCCCACCACCACCUCCCGGACAUGGAGGACGUUAAGAACCGCCGGUGCGAGUGGCACGAGUGCCGCCGCUACCCUAUCUUCGGGCACGAGGGGGAGCGGGCCCGCUUCUGCUCGGCGCACAAGACGGACGACAUGGUGAACGUGCGCAACCGCAGGUGCGAGGAGGGCAGCUGCACCAAGCUGCCCACCCACGGGUUCCCGGGGGAGAAGGCGAAGGCGUGCCAGGCCCACGCGAAGAGCGGGAUGGUUAACCUCAAGGGGCGCAAGACGACCCCGCACGCGCCCAAGCGAGAGGGGGACGUGAGCAUCCGCCUCGGCGUCUCCGUCGACGCUUCGACCCUCGUCGGUAACCUUCCCGGUGGUGGUGGCGGCGGCGGGGGGGGGGCUAACGGCGGCUCCAGCAGAUCGGCGAGGUCGCCGGAGCCCGAUUUCGACGCCGCAAGCGGCGUCGGCGGCGGCGGCGGCAAGGCGAUCGGCAGUGGUGGUCCGGACGGAGACCGAGUGGCAGACCGGCUCGGCGGCGGGUACUGGGGAGGAGGAGCGGGAGCGGGGCCGCAGGGGCACAGAGGUAGCGGAGGCGUGGGUCGAGGGCGCGGAAAUGAUCAGGACCCGGGGGACAUGUAUGCAGGUGGCGGCGGCGGUGGCGGUGGCGAUGCUAUCUUGGGGUGGGGACGGCAAGAAGGUGGCAACAACCCUGGGCCGAUGGGAGUUCUCGGGGGCAUAGGGGGAGACCAACGGCAGCAGCAGUACGCGUCCUCCGCCGUAGACGACCAGCAGGGCGGGUACGGCCCCGGCGCGAUCGGCGGCGACAAUGGCCCCGAGAUCGGCGGCGGCUCUAUCCCCGUGUCCGGCGUCCUCAGCGGACGUGCGAUCCUUCCCCCGCCGUCACAGCAGUCAUCAUCCCGAGGUCCGGUGGCGCAGCCGCACGCGCGGCGACCGUUGCCGCCGUCUCCGGGCCGCUCCGGAGGAGGCAUUCCUGGUAUGCCGGGCAGCGGGAUGCUGGACGGGGGCGGCGGCGGCGGUAUGGAUGUGGGCAGGCAAGGCGGGAGCCUUUCGCCGUUCAUCGGGCACCAGUCGUCGUCGGCGUCGUCGCACCUGCGGCUCCCGUUGCCGCCGGCCAUGAACGGGCCGUUCCAACCUUCGUUUCAGGCCUUGGACUGGGAUGACCCGAGUGGAAGCGGCGGCGGAGGGCCGGGAGGCGGCGGAGGUGGUGGCCCAGGUGUAGGGGUGCAAGGCGGCGGGAGUGCUGGUGGCGGUGGGGGGUGGCCCAGCGAAGCGGCAGUGCCGCUUAGCCACGUGGACUACCCUCACCAAGAGGCGGGGGACAUGGGAAUGGGCCGUGACGACGGCAGGCGGGGGGGGGACCCCGCGGACGGAGGUUUGGACGUGGAAGGCGGCGGGGGUCCGGGGGGCGGGGGCCCCGGGGGCUUCGGGACACGCUUGCCGGGGGUCGAUCUGGGGCAGGGAAUGAUGCCGCACUUCGACCGGAUGCACGGCAUCGGCGGCGGUAGAGGCUCGUCGCCGGGGCCGUUCCACUCCAUGGGGGCGGACGUCGGCGGCGCCUCCGGCGGGGGCGGCGGUACGGGUGGCCCGUCCGGAGGCGGUACGGGAGGCCCGUCCGGGGGCGGCGGCGGCGGUGGCGGCGCUAUGCACUCCUCUUCCUCCGGCGCCGGCGGCGAGAUCGACGCGUUGAAUGGCGGGGGCGCGGCCGGGCGGUCGAUGUCGCCGCUCAUGUCAACGCUGGGGGGAGAGUCGGGAGAGACCCCUCCCGGGCUCGCGAGGCUGAGGACGACGGGGGGGAUGAGCAGCGAAGGCGGCGGGGGCGGAGGAGGAGGAAGUGGAGAUCACCACAACGACGAGGCCUUGUCGUACCCGCCGUCUUCGUACCUUCCGAGCAGGAGCGGCGGCGGUGGCGGCGGUGGCGGGGGCGGCGGCGGCGGCUCCUCUUCAACCGGUCUCGGCAACGCGCUUCAGCACGACGUGCCGUCCCCCCCCCGACACAACCCGGAGCGAUCGUCGCCUUCGUUUGACGCCCUGUCGGGCACCCCCGCGGCGGGCGAAGUCGACGGGCCCUCCGGUUCCGGCGGCGGCGGCGGCGGCAUGAACUCGCGCGGGAGCGGGAGCGGCAGCAUCGGCGGCCGCCAGCCACCCCAGCAGGGGAGCGGCGGCGGGGGCGGAGAGUUCGCCCCGACCGCCGGCGGCGGAGGAGAGGUCAGCAAGACCUCGCUGGCGCCCCACGAGAACGGGGCCGGCGGGGACAUGGUGCGGGGCGAGGGACGGGAAGACCGGAACGCCGCUGGCGGAGAGGGGGAGGAAGCGAGGAAACGGCUGAGGCUCGGGGAGCUGAACUAA
Molecule: messenger RNA, 2778 nt
Organism: Ectocarpus siliculosus
Lineage: Eukaryota; Phaeophyceae; Ectocarpales; Ectocarpaceae
Source: the annotation of a GenBank genome assembly